CUCUCCAGUGACACAUGAAUUCGUGCAGCUAUUACUCAUUGAGUCGUAAGAAAAAGAAAAAAUUGUCGCCAAGAGUUGGAAAGCGAGACUGACCCGACGCCGGCGAUGUGGGCUCAGCUACCCGAGCUCGUACUGACACAAGUAUUCAGUCAGCUGGGCCCCGUCGAUCGCGCCAAUUGCGCCGAGGUAUGUAGGCACUGGGCGCUCUGCCUGUCCAUACCGGGCCUGUGGAGACGCUGCGUUGUGCGCAUAGAUCGCGACCUCGGAUCCGACUACUCCGUCAUCAGCGAACAAGCGGUCAAGUAUGGUGAGCACAUGCGUAGUCUGGAGCUGGUUUGGACUCGACCUUACACUGGUACCCGUCGUGAGCCAAGAAUUACUCGCAGCACUCAAGCCGAGGCUGGUGCCAAUUUUCUGGCUUUAGUCCAAACGAAGGAUGUGAAACUGAGGGAAGUCAUACUCACCAAUUGGGUGCACUCGAGCAAGUGGGGAAACUGUGACAAGCUUUUGUACUCAUUGGCCAAUUUAUUAGCUACUCAGCAGUACAUAGAAAAAUUUAGUUUGGCGAAUGCAAAUUUGGGACUCGCGGACGCUCUACGCUUGUUGGCAAUAGUUACGAAAUUCAGUUCUGGACAUCUUCGUUUUUUAAAUCUUUGUGGAGCAUUUCGCGAGUUACACGCGCCGCGUGACAAUCCUAGAUACUUGCGACUACUGGGUCGAAUGACGGGCUUAACACAUUUGAGUCUGGAUUAUUCGGCUCUGUCGGUUGGUACACUAACAGCACUGGUCGUUGGAGCGCCGAAUAAUUUGACUACUUUACACGUCUUGAUAUGCGACUCCGAUUCCCGUCAACAUCGAAUCGAGGAUGCUGCUUGGAGUCAAUUGGUCGAAGCUUGUCCUCGAUUAACCGUCUCCUACACUAUAAUAAAUUUAUCGCAUUACGAGGACGUACGACACUUACUGAUGCCGAGUGUGCCACUUGCCAAAUUCCAAAUAUUUGGUGGACAUCAAUGGGAUCAAAGUCGCACGCGAAAUUUCCGGGCAACCCUUGCCUUGCUUAUCACUCACUACACAAAGACCUUGGCGGAAGUCAUGCUACAAGUGCGAAAUAACCGAGAGAUGUUGGAUGAUUUGAUUUUGUCAAUGCUGCUACAGUGCAAACAUUUGCAAAAAUUACAAUACGACGGUAUUUUACGGAAUAUGGAAACUUUUCGAGAGAUUUGCGAAUUUUUAGCUAAACAUGAGACAGCUUUCGAUAAGGUACAUUUAAAAACACGAAACAUAAACGAUCAUAAUUUAGCUGUAUUGAGAGAUAUAAAUGAUGAAUAUGAUCGCCAACUGGAUAUUAAAGGUAUAGAUAUGCACAUCGAUAAUUAA
Messenger RNA from Trichogramma pretiosum, 1377 nucleotides. RefSeq names its product F-box only protein 39-like. Bases 106 to 1377 code for a protein of 423 amino acids. The transcript is spliced from 7 exons. Lineage: Eukaryota; Metazoa; Arthropoda; Insecta; Hymenoptera; Trichogrammatidae. Gene Ontology annotation, molecular function: protein binding. Gene Ontology annotation, cellular component: SCF ubiquitin ligase complex. Gene Ontology annotation, biological process: positive regulation of protein ubiquitination; SCF-dependent proteasomal ubiquitin-dependent protein catabolic process. The record is from RefSeq and is a predicted model, not a curated record.